Molecule: messenger RNA, 1158 nt
Organism: Penicillium manginii
Lineage: Eukaryota; Fungi; Ascomycota; Eurotiomycetes; Eurotiales; Aspergillaceae
Exons: 1
Coding region: 1-1158 (385 amino acids)
Source: RefSeq, a predicted model, not a curated record
AUGCAUUUCAAGUAUUUUCUUCGGGUCAGCGGGCUGGCCCUUUUGACUGGCGCCGUUAGUGCCCAGCUGGAUACCGAUGCUGCCGGCCUCAAUCCUGUACUCGGAAGCCACCCUCUCGGCGGCAACACUGGUGGCGCAAGCCAUUCUGUGAGUCCAACUUCAGCUCCAGCUGCAACGAGCUCGCAUGUUCCCUAUCACAAACCAUCCAGCAAUCCCAGCUUCCGACAAACUGCGAAGAAAGAAACCGGGAGCAACAUGGGCGACAAACCCAAUGGGAACUUUGUGGGAAGAAAAAGCUCGGCUUCUGCGAAACCAUCGUCGUCUAUUGCAACGCCUACUACCAGCCCGAGUAGAAUUCCAACCGCGGUGAAGGGAGUUCAUGCACGAUUUGACGGUAAUUACGAGGCUGACUCGGUGAUCCCGGUAAACUUGGCUCAACUUCUCUCAGGAAGAGAUAACGGCAACCAAUACGAGGCCGACUCGACCAUUCCGGUUAAUUUGGGCCAGCGCUCGGGAAGAGAUACAAGCAGCUCCGGUGCCGACUCGAACGUUCCAGGGAACUUUGAUAGCUUGUUGGGUGAUGGAGACUCGCCGUCUGCAAAGCCUUCUGAGGGCCGGAAACCCAGCUCAAGUGGACUCCCAGUCAAGAGCGCCCCAGCAAAGCACGCCCCAGAAAAGCAUGCACCAGCAAAGCAAACUUCUGCGAAGCAGACCCCGACAAAGCAGAGUCAUGCAAAGCAAACUCAGGAAAAGCAGACUUCUGUGAAGCAGACGCAGACCCCUACAAAGCAGACUCAAGCAAAGCAAACUCAGGAAAAGCAGACUCCGACAAAGCAUACCUCAGCAAAGCAGACCCCAGCACAGCACGCCCCAGCACAGCACGCCAAACCGUCGCCUAGCUCAGGUGGAUUCUCGAAGAAUCAUGCUAGCCCAUCCCCCACCCCUACGCCCUCGACAAUCAUCAGAAGACGCCGCCGUGGUAACCUGGGAGGCUCUUCAAAGGUCCCUGCUCCCUCAGUCACGCCAACCUCUACCGCCUCAGCGGCCUUUGCACCUACUUCCAUGAAGACAAAGGCCCAUUCAACUCCGCUGAAAGUUUCCUCGAAGGAAACCAGCAUCCCUAAGGGAUCCAAUCAGGCUGCUCCCCGGUGGAACUAA